Messenger RNA from Quercus robur (English oak), 2446 nucleotides. Its product is annotated as L-type lectin-domain containing receptor kinase S.4-like. Gene Ontology annotation, biological process: protein phosphorylation. Lineage: Eukaryota; Viridiplantae; Streptophyta; Magnoliopsida; Fagales; Fagaceae. The transcript has a single exon. The record is from RefSeq and is a predicted model, not a curated record. Gene Ontology annotation, molecular function: carbohydrate binding; ATP binding; protein kinase activity. Gene Ontology annotation, cellular component: plasma membrane. Bases 286 to 2355 code for a protein of 689 amino acids.
AGUUUCAAACUAGGUGGGUGCGGCUUAAAGUUAAAAUGGCCUGCUUAACCACAUUCUGAAAAUUCCAUGUGAAAGUGAAACCGUAUAUAUGACCAGAUCUCCUUUUCACAACCCAACAUACCAAAAAUCUCUCUUUUUCUUUCCUUAUUCAGCUAACCAAAGAAAGAACAAAAUGUGACCAAGCAAAAAAUUUCAAACAUUUUCACAUCUUAAAACUCACCCAUUGCUCAUUCCUUAACACCUUGACACCCUCUAGUUCACACAGCCUCACUUCUGUUCACAGCCAUGGCAGGAAGAUUCAAUCUUUUCUUCUGGGUUUUCCUUGUUCUUCUCUCAAACCCAGCAAAAUCUCAGCUUGAUGAGCUAUUCUUCAAUGGGUUCAAAGGCAUAGGUGUGGCCAGCAACUUGAGCUUAAAUGGUGUUGCACAGAUUCAAGGCAAUGGUAUACUUCAGCUAACAAACGAAACUCAGAGACAACUAGGCCAUGCCUUUUACUCAAAUCCAAUUCAAUUCAAGAACUCCACGGAUGGCAAAGCUUUUUCCUUUUCAACUGCCUUUGCUUUCGCUAUGGUCCCUGAGUAUGCUAAGCUUGGUGGCCAUGGCCUCGCUUUCACAAUCUCUCCCACCAAAGAGAUGCCCGGGGCUCUACCAAGUCAGUAUCUUGGUCUUGUCAACAGCACCGAUAAUGGCAACAUCACCAACCACAUAUUUGCGGUCGAGUUUGAUACUGUCCAAGACUUCGAGUUCGCGGACAUCAAUGACAACCAUGUUGGCAUCGAUAUCAAUAGCUUAGUAUCAAACAAAUCAGCCGCUGCAGCUUAUUUUGAUGGUACUAAUAGUUCAGGUCAAGUUCUUGAUUUGAAGAGUGGUCAGGUAAUUCAGGCUUGGAUAGAAUAUGAUUCACAACGUAAUCAAUUAGAUGUGAGGCUUUCACCUUCAUCUAAUAAACCAAGGUCUACACUUUUGUCUGUUCAAGUGGACCUUUCACCAGUUCUUCAAGAAUCUAUGUAUGUUGGUUUUUCUUCUUCAACUGGUAAGCUCUCUAGCUCUCACUAUAUCAUGGGGUGGAGCUUUAAGAUGAAUAGAGAUGCCAAAUCUUUGUAUUUGGAUCAACUCCCUUCACUACCAUCAGGGUCUAACGUGAACAAUCACACAGGCCUAAUUGUUGGUGUUUCUGUUUCAGCUACUUUGGUUAUAAUUUUGGCGAUUGGUUCGGCUUUUUACCUCAUAAGGAAAAUAAAGAACGCUGAUGCGAUUGAGGCCUGGGAGCUUGAUAUUGGUCCACACAGAUUUACUUACAAGGAGCUUAAGAAAGCAACAAGGGGUUUUAGAGACAAGGAGCUAAUUGGGUUUGGUGGGUUUGGUCGAGUCUAUAAAGGGACACUGCCAAAUUCGAACACCCAAGUUGCAGUUAAGCGAAUUUCGCACGAAUCAAAGCAGGGUUUGCAAGAAUUUAUAUCUGAGAUUGCUACUAUUGGUCGGCUUCGACAUAGAAAUUUGGUUCAAUUAUUAGGAUGGUGUCGGCGAAGAGCGGAUUUGUUACUUGUUUAUGACUUUAUGCCUAAUGGAAGCUUGGACAAGUACAUCUUUAAUGAGCCUAAAGCAAUUCUGAGCUGGGAGCAGAGGUUUAAUAUUGUCAAAGGUGUGGCUGCAGGGCUUUUAUAUUUACAUGAAGAGUGGGAACAAACUGUGAUUCACAGGGACAUCAAGGCAGGGAAUGUUUUAUUAGAUUCUGAUCUAAAUGCAAGGCUUAGUGACUUUGGUCUUGCUAAACUAUACGAGCGUGGCACCAAUCCAAGCACUACGAGAGUUGUGGGCACGUUGGGUUAUCUAGCCCCCGAGCUCACACGCACAGGCAAGCCUACAGAAAGCACAGAUGUGUUUGCAUUUGGUGCCUUGGUCCUAGAAGCAGUAUGUGGUAGAAGACCCAUUGAGCCUAAAGCAUUGCCCGAGGAGCUAAUGUUGGUGGACUGGGUGUGGGAGAAGUGGAUACUUGGAGCAAUUCUUGAAGUUGUGGAUUCAAGGUUAGGGGGUGAGUUUGAUGAGCUUGAGGCUGUUGUGUUGCUCAAACUAGGCUUGAUGUGUUCAAACAAUGCACCCAAGGCGCGCCCACCAAUGAGGCAAGUAGUGAGGUACUUAGAUGGAGAGGUACCACUGCCUGAGACUCUGUUAGCACCAGAUGCAUAUGAUGGAAAAAAGGGUGGUGGUGUUGGUGGUAGUGAGUUCGAGGAUUAUGUAAAUUCCUAUAUGACAUCAUCGAAUUAUGAGAAGGUGACCACCUGGUCCUCUGUUGGAGAUGAUAGGGAUCCUGAUAUUGAAGCUGGUUCAGCCUCACCUUUACAUUAUACUAGGUAGCCAUGAAAUAAUUUUUGGUUUUUUUUUUUUUUUUUGGAUUUUCAAUUCUAAUGUAUGAUUGUGUUAGUUAUGUUAGUAAAAUUUUUCUUCA